AUGUCCAAAUCAUCUUCAAAAUCGUCUUCUGCGAAAUCAAUUGUAAAGACAGUUGAUCUUACUUCCGUUUCCAAUUUUUAUAAAGACAUUAUUGAACUUGUUCUAUUAUGUACACUUACUGAAGAACCAUCGACUUCUUCAUCAUCAAAGAUAUAUUUAACUGAAUUAGCAUCAUUAGAUAUUGAAAAAUGGGAUAAAAAUCGAGUUGAUCAAGCAUUAUUUGAACGCCUUCGUAUGUCUGAUCCAUCAAGUCAAUUGAUAACAUCAACUACGAAGAGUUCAUCAAUAGCACAUGAGAUCAUAACUGAAAAUCGUUGCUUACAUUAUUUAUCUGGAUGUUAUCAAAGAUUGUUACAACAACGAAAUCAUUUUCAAUUAAUAUUAGAUCAUAUACAAAACUUAUUUAUCGAUCAUGGUAAAACAGCAAUAAUAUUACCAAGUAUGUAUGAUGAUCAAGAUUUAUCUAAACAAUGGAUAGAGUUAUUAAUUGAAUCUAAUGAUAAUUCAAUAUUAUGUGAAUAUAUUGAUCGCGUUAAUAAUGAACUCUUAUCGUCGAUGACUAAUGAAAUUGAAAGUUUUUAUAAAACAGUUUUUUAUUAUAUGUAUAAAGCUAUUUACCCAUUAGACUAUUUUUCUAAUGAAGUGAUUUCUUACAUUUCCGUAUUAACUCAUUUAUCACAAUGGUCAAUACUUGUUCAAAUCAUCUUUCGAUUAUCUCACCCAAAAACAUUAUCUAAUCGUUCAUCAAGAAAUACUGAUAUAUCAUCAACAAGUGGUAGAGCAUUUCAAGAUACAUUGAUUGGUAGUCUUCUAUCAAAAUCAUGUUUACCUUCAAUACCUGGAAAACCUUUUUUAUUUUUUAAUAAACCUAAAUUAAUGAGUGAACGUAAUAUUGAAAUAACAGCUACAACAGUGUGGCAGCCAAUGAAAACAUAUCAAGAUCAUCUAUCACAACUAUUUAAAGCUUGUGUUAAAAAUGCUGAUGCACGAAAUGAUGUUUUACAAUGGAUUGGUGAUUGUUUUGAUACAAAUCAAGGAAAAAAUCAAGAAUGGUCAUCUCAUGAUCCAUUAGCUGCAUUUUUAUUUGUUAGUGAUGGUUUUCUACUUAAUUUAAAUGUUGUUUUACUUAGUCUUGCAAAACCAUUUGCUGAACCUUAUUCAUCAAGAUUAUUAAAAAUAAAUCCUCUUUAUGCUAUUAGUCAAAAUGAAAAAGUUCAUUUGAAAGAGCUUUAUAAAGAAACACCAUUAAUUAAUCGUCAAGACGAAAAUGAAGAAGAAAAAAAUCCACAAAUAACAUUUAAUUUUAUUACCGAGAUAUUUUUUAUGUCACAUUUUAGUUAUUCAAUUUCAGUACAUAGACUUCAUAGAAUAUUAGUAAAAAUUAGUGACGAAUUAACACGUCUACGAGAUGCUUAUAAUAAUGCUGUUAAAUCAGAUGGACCUAAUCAUGAAACUUCUAUAAAAUUAGGAGAAGCCAUGGAAAAUGGUCUCACUGCAUUUUUAAAUAUUAAAACUGUGCUAAAUGAACCUUAUUUAUUGGAAUUAUCGAAUGCCUUAUUUACAGCUACAUGUUCAUGGCUUGUUCAUCUUGCAUCAUCUUCUUCUAAUCAUCAACAAAACUCAGACGGAGAAGAACAAAUGAAUGUUCUUAAGAAAUUACCAUUAACAUCUGAACCUAAUCGACAAUUAAGUUAUAUUCCAGAAUUUAUUAUCGAAAAUAUAAUUGAUUAUCUUAAAUUUCUUACUCGAUAUAACAUACAAUUAUUUCAAUCAAUGGAAUCAUCAAUCACUGAAUAUAUUAAUCUUAUACUUGUAUUUAUGGGUGAUAUGAAUCGUUUACGUAAUCCUCAUUUACGUGCAACAUUAGCUGACGUACUUGAAGAUAUUCUACCAAAUGAACAACACAAUAAUAGUCGAAUCAUAAAUAAUUCAUAUACUGAAACCAUAUUUCAAGAAUAUCCAUUAAUUGAACAUUUACCACGUGCACUUCUUGAUGUAUUUGUAUCAAUUGAAUUAACUGGACAAGGAGUUGCAUUUGAACAAAAAUUUAAUUAUCGUCGUCCAAUGUAUAAUAUACUUGAAUAUCUUUGGAAAUUUGAUAAACAUCGAAUACAAAUUAAAAAACUUGCGUCAUAUGCUGAACGACAUAUUGAUGAUGCUGAAGCUCCACUUUUCUUACGUUUUAUUAAUUUACUUAUGAAUGAUGCAAAUUUUUUAUUAGAUGAAGCGUUAACAUAUAUGGCAAGAUUGAGAGCAGAUCAAGAAGCAAAAGAACGUGGUGAAUGGAAUGAAAUGCCUGACAAACAACGACAAGAACUUGAAAACACAUUUCAACGUACUGGUCGAAUAGCACGUUAUAUGAAUAUAAUGGGAAUUAAAACGCUUACCAUUUUCGAUAUGAUAACACAAGAAAUCAAAUCUAUAUUUUGUCAUCCGGCUAUUUGUGAACGACUUGCUGCAAUGCUUAAUUAUUGUUUACAACAUCUAGUUGGACCUAAACGACGAAAUUUAAAAGUACGUGAUUUAAAUGAAUACUUAUUUGAUCCACCAAAACUUGUGGCUAAAGUAACAGAUAUUUAUUUAAAUUUUUCUCAAUAUAAUCAAUUUUGUGUAGCUGUUUCAAAUGAUGGAAUGUCGUAUAAUGAACAACUUUUUCCACAAGCUGUUGAAGUACUUCAACGAAUUCAAUAUCCAUCUGAAAGAAUCGAUGAAUUUCUACAACUUGGUAAACGUAUUAAAAAAGUUGCUGCUGAACAAAAAGAAGAAGAAGCUGCAUAUGAUGAUGCACCUGAUGAAUAUCUCGAUCCGAUUACAAGUAUAUUAAUGAGUGAUCCUGUUAUGUUACCAAGUUCUCGAAAAAUACUCGAUCGAACAACUAUUGCACGACAUCUUCUUAGUGAUCAAACUGAUCCAUUUAAUCGAAAUCCAUUACGUAUGCAAGAUGUGAUACCACAAAAUGAAUUAAAACAAACAAUUGAACAAUGGAAAGCUUUCCGACGUGAAUAA
Messenger RNA from Rotaria sp. Silwood1, 3006 nucleotides. The record is from the annotation of a GenBank genome assembly. Lineage: Eukaryota; Metazoa; Rotifera; Eurotatoria; Philodinida; Philodinidae.